AUGAGGGCUGAAACCAGAGAAUCUUCAGGAAGGCUUGCUAAGGAUGCUGGAACCUGCUGCCCUGAAACUGAACCUGCGGGCCCCAGCUCAGCACUUUGCCGAAAUAUUAAGACUCUGCUCCUCAGUAGUCUGAGCCCGCACCGACCGCGAGGAUCGGCUCUUCCAUCGCUGGGGCGCGCGUCCUCCGUGAACCUGGGCGAGGCCUCUCUGACCCGAUCGCUGCCGCUGCUGCCGCAGCCGCGGCCGCUGCCGGUGCUUCAGGACAGAAGGCUCAAGGGGGAGCCCGAGCGCCUGCAACCGCUGUGCCGCCCCCUCCACGCUGCCCCGGCCCUGCAGGAGCCCCGCGCCCGCCAUACUGCCCUGGAUUCCGACCGCGGACGCUCCUGCGGGGACCCGGCCGGGUACAAGGGCGACCUGAUGGCCGAGGGCGAACAGUGGGCCAGCCGAGACCUGUUCAUCGGAAACCUGGACCACACCGUGUCGGAGGUGGAGCUGUGCCGGGCCUUCGGGAAGUACGGCAUUAUCGAGGAGGUGGAAGUCAAGAGGCCUGCCAGAGGGCAGGGCGCAGCCUGUGCCUUGCUGAGGUUCCAGAGCCUGGAAGCGGCCCAAAGAGCUAAGAUGGCCAUGUCAGGCCGCGUCUUUGGCAGAAGUCCCAUUAAGGUGGGUUACGGCAAGGCCAACCCCACCGCUCGCCUCUGGGUGGGUGGCCUGGGACCCAACACCUCACUGGCAGCGCUGGCCCAGGAGUUUGAUCGCUUUGGAAUCAUUCGGACCAUCGAUCACGUUAAAGGAGAUGACUUUGCCUACAUCCAGUUCGAAACCCUGGACGCAGCCGAGGUCGCCUGUGCUGAAAUGAGGGGCUUUCCUGUGGGUGGUCCACACCGUCGGCUCCGUGUGGAUUUCGCCAAGGCAGAGGAGACGCGGUAUCGCCCGCAGGGCCAGCCCUCAGCCCUUCCUGUGCACUGUGACCUUCUCGCCGAUGGUUAUACCUGGCACUCAACCCUGGAUACGGACCUGCGGGUGCGAGAUAAUACGCCCCGAUACCUGUAUUUGGACCGAGACCGGACCUUUUUAGACGCGGACUGGAUGGGUCCCAGGAAGAGUGCGGAUCCCAGAAGCAGCCUGGAGGGUUACAGCCGCUCAGUGCGCAGUCGCGGGGGUGAGCGCCGGCGAGCGGAAGCAGGCAGAGUCCUGCCCAGGCCCUGGGAAGACGGCGCGGAGGACAACCGCGGGAGGGUAAUCCCCCGCGCCUCUGCCGAGCGGAGAUGGACCAAGGGUGUUAGACAGCAGUACGGCUACGAGGAGAACCGCUCUGAUGCUGUGACCAGGGAGCCAGGCUGCAACUCCCUCAGCAACAGCAGACGUGAGGCGGAGGAGUGGGGCCACCACUUCUUCCGCAGAGCUCCAGACUCUUUCUUUCUGAAGAAGACGAGAGAGAGAGAGGACAAUUAUUGGACCACUGAGGCCGAGCCCAAGUCUCUUGAAGAACCAAAACAUGAGACCAAAAAGCUGAAGACUCUUUUAGAGUGCGCUCAGACAUUGCAGCUGGGUUGGAAUGGGCUUCUCGUGUUGAAAAGCAGCUGCUUCCUAACAUCUAUGUAUAUCCUAGAGGGGGACCAGGGAGUCGUCAGAGGUCUCCUCAGAGACCAGGCUUCCGGGAACAAGCUGACCCAGCUGAGGAUUACCCAGCGCCUUCGACUGGACCAGCCCAAGUUCGACGAGGUCACACAACGCCUCAAGCAGGGGAGCGCCGAUGGCUAUGCCGUGCUCCUAGCCACCCAGGCGGUCCCCAGUGGAGCUGGCACCGAGGGGAUGCCUCCCGAGGAGCCAGGCCUACAGAGGCGGCUUCUCAGGAACCUGAUCUCUUACUUGAAGGGCAAGGAGGCUGCAGGGGUGAUCAGCCUGCCUGUGGGCGGGUCCAAGGGCAGAGACUGCACCGGCAUGCUCUAUGCCUUCCCGCCCUGCCCCUUCUCGCAGCAGUACCUCCAGUCUGUGCCGAGGACCCUGGGCAAGCCGGAGGAGGAGCAAAUGCUGGUAGUGAUAGUAACAGAUGUGGCCCAGCCCAAAGCUGCCUGUGCCAGCACCAUAUCUUUGUCCCAAAAGCAGUUACUUUAA
Fukomys damarensis (Damara mole-rat) is the source of this 2115-nucleotide messenger RNA. RefSeq names its product putative RNA-binding protein 15B. Bases 1 to 2115 code for a protein of 704 amino acids. Lineage: Eukaryota; Metazoa; Chordata; Mammalia; Rodentia; Bathyergidae. Gene Ontology annotation, molecular function: mRNA binding. Gene Ontology annotation, biological process: regulation of alternative mRNA splicing, via spliceosome. Gene Ontology annotation, cellular component: nucleus. The transcript is spliced from 3 exons. The record is from RefSeq and is a predicted model, not a curated record.